Carlito syrichta (Philippine tarsier) is the source of this 2072-nucleotide messenger RNA. RefSeq names its product sorting nexin 24 (gene SNX24). The transcript has 7 exons. Gene Ontology annotation, molecular function: phosphatidylinositol phosphate binding. The coding region runs from base 42 to 629 and encodes 195 amino acids. NCBI's taxonomy places the organism in Eukaryota, Metazoa, Chordata, Mammalia, Primates, Tarsiidae. The record is from RefSeq and is a predicted model, not a curated record.
UUUAUGGCUGAGUUGAUAGGUCCUCAAGAACAUACCCACAGAUGGAUAGUUUGUAUAUUUUCAGCAAGGCAAAAGUAAAUUAUGCAAAGCUAUUAGUGGAAUACAGCAAAUACAGAUUUCAUUUGGACCAUCUGUCAGAUCUCAUGGAUCCACACAUUUCUGCAUUUUUAGUCCAAUGGGUGUUUAAGAUAGAAGUGCUAAUGAAUGGAAGAAAACAUUUUGUUGAAAAAAGGUACAGCGAAUUUCAUGCUUUGCACAAAAAGCUUAAGAAAUGUAUAAAAACUCCAGAAAUCCCUUCUAAACAUGUUAGGAACUGGGUCCCCAAAGUUCUGGAACAACGACGACAAGGUUUGGAAACAUACUUACAGGCUGUCAUUUUAGAAAAUGAAGAGCUUCCCAAACUGUUUCUUGAUUUCCUGAACGUGCGACACUUGCCCUCUCUACCAAAGGCAGAAAGUUGUGGAUCUUUUGAUGAGACAGAAUCUGAAGAGUCAAGCAAACUGUCCCACCAGCCCGUGCUGCUGUUCCUCAGGGAUCCAUACGUCUUGCCUGCAGCCAGCGAUUUUCCAAAUGUGGUUAUUGAAGGUGUUCUCCAUGGGAUAUUCUACCCUCAUCUCCAGCCCAGGUAGAAACUCUACAAGGCUGAACGGAGCUAAAGCAAAUUUCAAAGUCGCAGUCAAGGAAAUCGAUACCAACCAAAUUAACCUAAACUCUAUGACAUAACAGCUCUAGCUAGUGGUCAGAUCCACAGUCUCAGGCUCAUCAGGCCAGGGACGUUUCCAUUAGAACGGUGCUUUUAAAAAUAGAAACUGAACCAGAGCAGUGGUCAUGCGAAGGCCAGUGUUUAAGAAGUAGAACAUAGCUGCCAACUUAGAAACCCCUUGGAAAGGAGACCGCAGGAGAUUCCUGGGAGCAUCAGGAGCAAGACAAAGUCACUCUGCUUCAGUCGCACCUUUUGCGAAUUGAGAAUCACAUCCUGAAUUACACCGAGACUGAUUAACUUUGGUAACUUUUUGUUCAGAUCUUAUGACACACUAAUCUUUUCACCACAAGAUUUUCUCCGCCAGGGAUACAUUCUCAAGUGCUGGCACCAGGAGAGGGUCACAGAAACACACUGCUAAAUGUGAGGAGGGAACUAAACUGGAAAUUAAGUUAUACUGACAAUAUUAUAGCAUUUUAAAAACCUUGGCAUUAUAAUUGACAUUACAGUGGAGUUGUAUCAUGCCCAGUGAUUGGCUUCUAGCAUCAGUACAUAAGGUCAGAGGGGCUAUUAGGAUGGUCCUUGAGUGCCCUUUAGAAAGGUGCAGUGUUGGAGAUCUGUAUAUCCCAGCCACAAACGCGUUUUCCUCCAGUGUUGGAAAAAAAGUAUGUUUCUUCAUCUGAAGCCCAAAUUAAGUUGUCGGUGUUUGUUUAGGGGCCAUUUUGUAUAAAAAGCACAUACCUCUAAACACUAGAAUCACACUCAACCCUGCAAGAUGCUUGCCCUGGGAGAGGCAGACAUGAACUGACCACAUGUGCAGGAGUGGAUGGGCAGCACUUUUCAGUUUCCUCAAGGGCAUGCAGUCAUCAAAGAUGUGGCACCGCCACAGGAUUUCGUGUCUUUUUCCCCACGGCUUCCUUUUCACUGACCUCAUGUAUCGAGUUAAUGGAAGUUAAAUAUGUUUGUGAUGGAACUCCACUGCACAUCCUACAGACUUUCACGUUUUGAGUAGUGUGGGAUGAAAGCAUGUAUAACUCCCUGUAUGUAUGUGCUCUAUGUGGGCAUUUCAUCGAAAACUAAUUACUAGCUAGCCUAUUUAUGGUUAUUAGUUUUAAUGAAUUUCUGUGUUUUAGGAAAAUAUUUAAAAUCAAAACAAAUAACUACAUCAUGGGCUUUUUUUUAUUAGGAUCUAAAUAUUUAGGUUUCAGGCCUGCUGCUUUAGCAACAGAUAUGUUUUACGAUAGAUUGUGUCACUACAUGUUGGAAAUGAAAGCAAGAAUGAAAGAAUCAAGUGUCACCAACCAAAAAUAAAUGAAAAGUCGAGUAUUGGAGAUAUUUUUUAAAAGUUUUUAUGUUAUUAACUAUUUUGAGU